Molecule: messenger RNA, 2807 nt
Organism: Anneissia japonica
Lineage: Eukaryota; Metazoa; Echinodermata; Crinoidea; Comatulida; Comatulidae
Product: dTDP-glucose 4,6-dehydratase-like
Exons: 2
Coding region: 316-1425 (369 amino acids)
Source: RefSeq, a predicted model, not a curated record
ACCCUGCUCUGGAGUUGGAACAUGACCGAAGUCCGUUUUGGUAUACCAAAUAUACCUCCUACAAAUUGGACAAUAAGCUGAAAAUUGUUUGUUGUGGUGUCAUUGAACAAAUAAAAUUGAAAAAUUUUGGCUAAGGCCAAAAAAAUGACAAAUGCCUCCUGACUAGAGGAUUUUUUGUAAGAAUUUCAUAGGGAUGCUGGCGUCAAAGCGCGCAUCACAGAGGUCUAGAUCAAGCAUUUCCGGCGGCCCAUAUAAAUGGGGCAUCACUGAUGAACACUGAAGAUAGAAACGGUAAUUAUAUUAGGUAUAUCAAUAAUGAAUGGUUAUCAUCAGAGCAAAAUGAAUGGGGCAAUGAAUGGACAAGGAAAUGGUGAACACACAUCAGAAAAUGGUCAUCAUAACGGCAAUAACAAUGCAGAAAAUGAUCAUGAUGGUGGUCAUAAUGGUGAAUACCACAUCAAGAAUGGUAAACACCAUUUCAAUGGUUGUCACGUUCUUGUAACUGGUGGAGCUGGGUACCUAGGCUCAACAAUGGUUCCGAUGUUGCUGGAUGAAGGGUACAAAGUUACCAUAUAUGAAAUCUUUUUAUGGGGAGCCGCUCCGAUUUUGCCUAUCGCAUCGCAUCCGAAUCUUGAUAUCGUGCGUGGAGAUGUAUGUGAUUCUGAGCGUUUGAAGGCAGUAAUGAAAGACUGUGACGCGGUUAUUCAUCUUGCUGCGAUUGUGGGUUAUCCAGCGUGUGAGAAAGAGCCAGAGUUGGCUAAAAAGGUCAAUGUAACCGGUACCGCUAAUGUAGUUCGGCACCUGAAGCCGCAUCAGAAACUGAUCUACUCUUCCACAGGCUCUUGCUAUGGAGCGGUAGAGGGAGUUUGCACUGAAGAAACGAAUAUAAGUCCGCUGACGCUCUAUGGGAGCACCAAGGCUGAGGGUGAAAAACUUGCACGUUCUGUCGGGGGAGUGGCACUACGUUUAGCAACCGUAUUUGGUGUCGCUCCACGGAUGCGCCUAGACCUGUUGGUGAACGAUUUAACACAAAAGGCGAUCAACCUAAAGAAAUUUGAUCUCUACCAAGGAAGCUUUCGCCGCACGUUUCUUCAUGUAAAGGAUGCUGCAAGGUCGUUUCUUUUAGCUCUUAAAAACUACAAAACAAUGAGUGGACAGGCGUACAACAUCGGCGACGCCCACAUGAACUUGACUAAAGCAGAUGUUGCCCGGCUCAUAAAGGGUGUCGUUCCUGAAUGCAUGAUCACGAUUUCAAACAAAGGUGAAGAUAAAGACAAACGUGACUACGAGGUUUCCUAUCAGAAAAUUCAGAACCUUGGAUUCACUGCGAGCAUUUCAAUUGAAGAUGGAAUUCAAGAAUUACAAAAAAUUAUACCAAACCUUACCCAAAGAGAAAUCUUAGCAGCUAGAAAUAUAAGUUUAUAGAAUGAAAUAUUUCAGUAAGAACUGUAACUUGCCAAACAUAAAUUAUUUUGACAUUCCUAAAAAUAUUUACAGUUAAUAAAAAGAGAAAUAAUGCCUAAUUGGUAUUUAAUAAUAAUGAUGUAGCACAUGCUGUGAAAAUUGUUCAUAUUUUUGUAUGUGGAAACCAAAUAAUUACUCUUCCUGAUAUAUGUUAAGGCUAACUCGGGCAGCGUCAUUGGAUGCAGCCUGACGGGAUUUUUCUUAGGUAUUAGGUGGUCGUGAAAAUAUUUAAAAAUGUUUGAUAGCCUACUGCGUGACUCCCACCGAUGUGGUAUCAUGACGGCUUUGAAUCUGGGUGUAACUCACGCUGACACGACGCAAUGAUAAAUUUGGGCAGCAUUGUACGCCCCCGACUGAGUUGCCUUUUAGAGGGGUUUUGAGCCAAUAAUAAAUUAAUCAUUCAUCAUGAACAUGUUUUCGAUUAACUACAAGGUGGAUAAACAAGUCAUUUUUGUUAUUAGAUACUCCACUCAGUUGCAUGCCAAGCAUUGAAGAUUUCCCAACAAGGGUAGAUUUACUGAGUGGAUUGCAUGAUAAACUACAGAUUGGAGUAGAGCUUGUAUUUGCAGGUUUAAAUCUGGUAAAAAAAAGCCAAGCACUUUUUUUUUCCUGACAAUUAUUCUUUUCCUUUCGCGUUAGCGGUUUGUUGAAUGCAAUUUUUGGCUGCCAUCUCACUUCUUUACCUGAACGGCUUAUUUGGUUUUUUUUUUACAUUUUAUUUAUUUAUUUAUUUUAUUUUGGUUUUUUGAUAUGAUGAAGGUGGUCUUCAAAUAUUCUAGCAUUACCAUUAUUUGUCCCCUCCCUUAAUUUAUAGAUAAUGAAAGUGGCAGACAUACCAUAGUUCUAGGUUGAAUAGUUUGGUGGUUAAUAUUCUUGCCUUCCAAUCCUGGGUUCAAUUCCUGUCAGUGUUGCAGGAUUUUUUUUCUCACAACCAAAACAACUCCACUCCCUAAACCUGAUAUUGAGAUUUAGUUUGUAUCGUGUGCAUAUUGCCAUGUGAAAGGGAUUGUCACCUACAAGUAGGACAGGGAUAUAAUUCGCUAUUGAUAAUCCUUGGUGCAUGUGUUGUGUGCCUAAAUAAUGAAUAAAAAUAUUUGCAAGUUAUAUACUUGGCUGUUGGAUGUUGAUAGAAAAAUUUAAAAAAAAUCAAAAUAUUGGGAUUCAUAAGGAUUGGAUUAGGUUUGAAAUUUAACCACACCAUUAAUGUUGUGUUACAGGGUUAUGUUGUAAACACAGGGUAAUAAUUGUUUUUUUUUUUUUUUUUUUUUUUUUUGUUUAAUUGGUACACGUGGAGUUUAGCUAUGGUAUUUGAUGAAAUAAAGAUACACAUUAUUCUGGAUAUA